Molecule: messenger RNA, 387 nt
Organism: Suillus paluster
Lineage: Eukaryota; Fungi; Basidiomycota; Agaricomycetes; Boletales; Suillaceae
Exons: 1
Coding region: 1-387 (128 amino acids)
Source: RefSeq, a predicted model, not a curated record
AUGCUGAACAAACCUCAUUCACAACUAUUCAUUGAAAGCUUGCACAUGCGCAGAAACACACAUGGGCAUGAGUCUAGGAAGCUUGUUCCCAGCAUUGAGUUCGUGCAACGUAACACCAAAGCUGGGUUUCCACCCAACACCUUUGUCAUCAUUGACACCCAUUCUGAUAAGUACAGUGGAAUGCUCCAGCACACUGGAGGACACAGUGGAAUGCUCCAGCACACUGGAGGACACAGUGGUGGCACCAAUACCACAAUCACAGAAAUUACUGCUGCAUACUUAGGUGCUGAACUACUGCAAAGCAUGGGUGAUGCUGUUAGGUACCGUGCCAGGCUCAAGAAGUGGAGGGGUUGGGGCUCGGCUUCAGCUCUUGCACUGCGCCCUUAG